AUGAUGAAGGUGGCUGUGGUGGUGGAAACCCUAGCCUUCGGUGACCCAAUCGAAGCACAAUGUCGCGAUUCACAAUCGGAAACCCUACCUUGCGAGUGGGAGGAUUGCGACUUGAAGACACUGAGAGAGAAUGGGAGAGAGGCAGAAAUCGAGGCCAGCGUCGGGAGCGAGCGCAAGAGGGAGGGUAGGAAAGAAGAACAGAGAGGGAGAGAGAGACAGAGAGGGAAUGGAAGGAGACGAGUUAAACCAAAUUACCCCAAUCUGGGUUCGAUUGAUGCAUCAACAACUGGGCCACGUGUCAGGUUGGAAGGAUCAUCUAGGUUUAUUUCAAUGUUCUCCCAACAAGGAAGAAAAGGGAUUAAUCAAGAUGCAAUGACUGUUUGGGAGAACUUCAACGGCGAAAAAGAUGCAUACUUCUGUGCGGUGUUUGAUGGGCACGGUCCAUCGGGUCACAAAGUGGCACAACAAGUACGCGACAUGUUACCUGCAAAGUUGUGCUCAAUGUUUAAACAAUCGCAAGUAAAUGGAUUCAAUCGCAACAAUGAAGCCGAUGAGAACGUUGACAGUGAAGAUGAUCAUAACAAUAAGUUCUUUUCUUCAUGGAAGGCCAAUUUACUCAAGUCAUUCCAUGAGGUUGAUGAAGAUCUUUGUGAGGAUGGUACUCUUGACACCUAUUGCAGUGGUUCAACAUCAGUAGCUAUACUCAAACAGGGUAACCACUUGGUAAUUGCAAACUUAGGGGAUUCACGCGGUGUUCUUUGCACUAGAGAUGACAAAAAUGAACUUGUGUCGGUCCAACUCACAGUCGACUUGAAACCAAAUCUUCCAAGAGAAGCUGCGAGAAUUAAGAGUUGCAACGGCAGAGUUUUCGCAAUGGAUGAAGAACCAGAAGUGUUUCGAAUAUGGAUGCCCGAGGAAAAUUGCCCUGGUCUUGCUAUGGCUAGGGCAUUCGGAGAUUUUUGCUUGAAGGAUUUUGGCCUAAUCUCGACCCCUGAGAUUACCUAUCGGAAGCUUACGAGCAGAGAUGAAUUCAUCGUCUUAGCAACCGACGGGGUAUGGGAUGUGCUAUCCAACAAGGAUGUCAUAGAGAUUGUUGCUUCAGCAAAAAGGCGAUCCAUAGCAGCUAGACUGCUUGUAGAUUGCGCUGUCCGAGCCUGGAGAUACAAGUAUCCAAAUUCCAAGGUCGAUGAUUGUGCAGCCAUAUGCUUGUUCCUCAAAAACGGACCUUUGCUCACCAAAUCUAUGUCCAAUGCAAGCCAAUUCAGCAAGAAAUACGCAGAAAAGACAGUUCCUCAUCACUCCAAGAACUUGAAGAGCGAUGAUGGACUCGACACUGUGAUAAACUGCGACAUAACAGCGCCCCCACCAGCAAAGGACUCGGCGAGACUUGCACAGUCAGUGAGUCAGGGUCUAAGUCACCGGAAACCAGCAAAAGAUUUGAAAUAGUUGAAUUAUUGAUGUAUUCUGGAUUUUCGUUGGAACCUGGAUUGGGGUUUUACCAAUCUUACUGGGGUAUGAAUCUGUAAGAAUUUAUACAUUCUUCAAAGUGAUGUUUGAAGAAGCCAGGCUUGUGAAGAGGGGAAAAGAAGAGGUAGUACAAGUAGCAGUAGUAGAAUCUAAAAAAAGAUGACAUCAAAAAAGCAACAUUUUAUAAAAUAAGGGAAAAAUAAAAAAAUAAAAAAUAAGAUGUAAAACAAUAUUAAGGUGUUUAUGUCUGCUACCCAACAUGUUUGCUUUAAUUUUUUUA
This is a messenger RNA of Camellia sinensis, 1747 nucleotides long. NCBI's taxonomy places the organism in Eukaryota, Viridiplantae, Streptophyta, Magnoliopsida, Ericales, Theaceae. The record is from RefSeq and is a predicted model, not a curated record.